AUGUCUGCUCCCAACGACGGCUACGGCCAGUACCCUUCGCAGCAGUUUGGCGAGAAGCCCGUCUACCCGGACCAAGCCUCACAGGCCUUCGAGAACUCAUCUUCUCCUCCACCCCAGGCCGGCGCGCAGCCUGCUCUUGACCACGGCAGAAAAAAGAAGAGAGCAUAUGCGGCGGGUGCUUUUGAUGUCGCAGCGGGAGGGAAUGCUGCAGUAGUAGGGCAACUACCAGGAGGGGGCCAGUUUGGAGCUCCCCAAGCCGCCGCACCAGCUUACGGAGGAUACCCGCAGCAGGACGCGCAGCCUGCUCCUUAUAGUGCCCCCCAACAGCAGUACGGUUCGGGACAACCGGCUGUUACUGGCGUGGGAGCCUACCAGGCCCCUGAGCCUUACUAUCCCUCAGCCGGAGCGCCGCCCGCUGCCGGCGCUGCUCCGGCGGGAGGUGUUGGCGGCAUUACUUCAGGGCUCUCGUCCAUGCAGCUAGGACCCGGACAACAGCAGCCGCAACAACUGCCUCAGACAAGACCCGGCCCACUGAAUCAGCUGUAUCCAACCGAUCUCCUCAAUCAACCCUUCAAUGUAUCAGAGUUGGACCUCCCCCCUCCUCCCAUCAUCUUGCCCCCGAAUACCAGCGUCACACCAUCUCCUGAUGCAAACUGCGCUCCGAAAUAUGUCAGAUCUACAUUAAAUGCCGUACCUACGACGCACUCACUCCUCAAGAAGAGUAAACUGCCUUUUGCGCUCGUUAUUCAGCCGUAUGCAGCUCUUCACGAUCUCGACGACCCCGUCCCGAUCGUCCAGGACCAGGUCAUCUCGCGGUGUCGGAGAUGCAGAUCCUACAUUAACCCAUUCGUGACAUUCCUGGACCAUGGCCAUCGCUGGCGCUGCAACAUGUGCAACCUCACCAAUGACGUACCCCAGGCGUUUGACUGGGAUGCUGCAGCCCAGAAGAGCGUGGAUCGUUGGCAACGGCAUGAGCUAAACCACGCAGUUGUCGAGUUCGUUGCUCCCCAAGAGUACAUGGUCAGACCUCCACAGCCACUUGUCUAUCUCUUCCUAUUUGAUGUCAGCUACGCCGCUGUUUCCACCGGUCUCCUUGCCACAAGUGCCCGGACCAUUUUGGACAGUCUUAACCGAAUACCCAAUGCCGACCGCCGGACCCGCCUCGGCUUCAUUGCUGUGGAUUCGAGUCUGCACUAUUUCGCGGUGCCCAAGGACAACGAGGAGAAUGGCGAGACCAGCAUGUUAGUGAUCAGCGACCUGGACGAACCUUUCCUCCCUGUUCCCCAGGAGCUACUUGUUCCCCUCACUGAGUGCCGGGCGAGCAUCGAGAAUUUUCUCACGAAACUCCCCGAAAUGUUUGUCAACAAUCAGAACAACGGCUCUUGCAUGGGAUCAGCCCUUAGGGCUGGACAUAAGCUCAUCUCCCCCCUCGGCGGAAAGAUUGUGGUUUUGAGUGCAUCUCUGCCAAACGUGGGCUACGGAAAACUGGAGAUGAGGGAAGACAAGAAGCUUCUUGGCACAUCCAAAGAGAGCGCCCUGCUUCAGACUGCUAGCAGCUUUUACAAGAGCUUUGCGGUUGAGUGUUCCAAGAACCAGGUCUCGAUCGACAUGUUUCUCUUUUCGUCUCAAUAUCAAGAUGUCGCGUCCCUGAGCAACCUACCAAGAUAUACUGGUGGCCAGACGUGGUUUUACCCUGGCUGGAAUGCAGGUCGAGCAGAGGAUGCCAUCAAGUUCGCCACCGAGUUCAGCGACUACUUGUCGUCGGAAAUCGGUCUUGAGGCUGUCCUCCGUGUUCGAGCCACGACCGGUCUGCGCAUGAGCACAUUCUACGGCAACUUCUUCAAUAGGAGCUCGGACUUGUGCGCUUUCCCAGCCUUCCCGCGCGACCAGUGCUACGUUGUCGAGGUCGCCAUAGACGAGAACUUGACCAAAAACAUUGUCUGUAUGCAGGCAGCUGUGCUGCAUACUACUUGCAACGGUGAACGGCGGAUCCGUGUAAUGACGCUAGCUUUACCAACGACGACCAACCUCGCCGACGUCUAUGCCUCAGCGGAUCAGUGUGCCAUUACGACGUACUUUAGCCACAAGGCCGUGGAGAGGGCCUUGAGUAAUGGACUGGAGUCGGCUAGAGAAGGACUUCAGAGUAAAAUCACGGAGCUUCUCCAGACCUUCAAAAAGGAGCUGGCGGGCGGUAGCAUGGGCGGAGGAUUACAGUUCCCAUCUAACCUUCGCGCUCUUCCCGCUCUGUUCCUCGGCCUGAUAAAGAAUGUUGGUUUGCGAAAGUCGGCACAGAUACCAUCCGAUCUCAGGUCUGCAGCUCUCUGUCAGCUUUCGACCCUCCCUCUACCCCUAUUGAUGCAGUACAUCUAUCCUCGAUUGUUUUCUCUCCACGACAUGCCCGACAAUGCCGGUAUUCCGGAUCCCGAGACAAGCCAAAUUGUACUUCCACCCUCACUCAAUCUUUCGUCCGAGAGAUUUGUGUCUUACGGUCUGUACCUCAUUGAUGACGGCCAGACACAAUUCUUAUGGGUUGGUCGCGAUGCUAUACAUCAGCUGCUAGUUGACGUGUUUGGCGUGAGAGACCGAACACAACUACACGUUGGAAAGGGCACUGUACCAGAGCUCGACAAUGACUUCAAUGAGCGCGUUCGAGCAGUCAUUCAAAAGAGUCGUGACUACAAGUCUCGAGGGGUGGGAAGUAUCAUUCUUCCGCACUUGUACAUUGUCCGCGAAGAUGGCGAGCCAAGCCUUAAGCUAUGGGCUCAGACUCUGCUGGUGGAGGAUCGGGCGGAUCAAGGCAUGAGCUUCCAGCAAUGGAUGGGCGCUCUCAGAGAAAAGGUGAGCGGUUGA
Lasiosphaeria miniovina is the source of this 2850-nucleotide messenger RNA. RefSeq names its product COPII component protein. The coding region runs from base 1 to 2850 and encodes 949 amino acids. Gene Ontology annotation, molecular function: SNARE binding; zinc ion binding. NCBI's taxonomy places the organism in Eukaryota, Fungi, Ascomycota, Sordariomycetes, Sordariales, Lasiosphaeriaceae. Gene Ontology annotation, cellular component: endoplasmic reticulum exit site; COPII vesicle coat. The transcript is spliced from 2 exons. The record is from RefSeq and is a predicted model, not a curated record. Gene Ontology annotation, biological process: intracellular protein transport; COPII-coated vesicle cargo loading; endoplasmic reticulum to Golgi vesicle-mediated transport.